CCUAAUUUCAAUAAAUUUGUUCGAUUUCGAAACAAAAUCUUUCCCAUUUUCUACUCCUCUAAAUGAAACGUGGCAACCCCGGAACAGCUGAUUCGUAUCCACUGGUCGACGUCCACAGAAAUAAGAAUUUCGAUCACAGAAUUCACGCAUUUAAGCGUCAUUUCUUUUGAAAUUCCCAAUUCUGAAACGUUAGAUAGUCUUGUGUGAAUAUUGAGCCCAAAUUUGAAUAAAAAGCGAAAAGACCAUGUGGAAAUAUUCGGAAGCGCACUUGCUUUGCAAUAAGUUCGAAUUCGGGGUACCCUUAGAAGAUUUAUGCCCAUCAAAUUAUCUGCAUCCAAAGAUCAAGAUGAUGUACCAUCAAGCACUCGAAUCUUUCAAGAACAGUAAUACAACUUUAGAAAUAUUAUUAUCCAGUGAAAAUGGUAGCCCACAAGAAAGAAUUGACAUGAAGGAGAAUCUGUUGAAUUUCAAGCAUACAUUAUUGGAUGGUUCUCCUCAGUCUUAUAUAUGGUUGAUUGAACAUUUUCUUGGACUCUUGCCUAUACCACUAUUAGCAACUUACAUAAAUGGUUACAACUUUAACUGGUUUUACUUAUCAGAGGAAUGCAGAGGAAUAUUUUAUGACAGAAGUUACAGAAGGAAAGUUAUUAAUUUUGAUUACUGUGAUCGUCAUUUACAUAAUGAAAUUGCCAAAUUACCACCCCAACAUAAGCUUUUAUUGAAUGAACAUAUUGAAUUUAUGAGAAGUAUUUCAUUUAUAGAUGAACGAAGAAGAAAAAGAAGUGUCAUUUACUACUGUAAAUAUUUCACAUCAUCUCUUUUGAUACGACCUUUCAGAUCUGGUUUGAAUGAUAAUUCAGAAAAAGAUUAUCACUCCCUCAUCAUAUAUUUAGUGCUCCGAUGGCCAUUUAUAAGUAAAAUACUUGUGGAAUCUUCACUCACAACCAUAAGCGAAAUUUCACAAACAUUAUCUUCAGAAAAAACAUUAAUAACAAAUCAGGAUAAAAAGAAGCUUAAAAUGAGGAGAACAUUAUGCACUUCUCAAAGAUCAUUAUAUUCAACAGGCUCAAGAAAGAAACAAACUUCUUCCUCGGUUAGUAGUAUCCUUUUAGACAGCGUUUUAGAGAUUUCUGAAGAAGCUUCUUCAAUCUCAAAGUCUAGCAUUAUUAGACCAAUGAAUAAUGGGAACACAACAGAUGAAGAUAAAGGGAAAAAAGAUCCAAUAACUGAAACGACAGAAGUUGAAGUGAUUAGAACUGAAAUGCCAAAAAACAGAUAUUUGAAGAAUAAUGAGUCAAGAAUUUUGAAAGAAACUACUGACGAGAAACAACCAGCUGUUGAAUGCUCUGUAGAAGAAAAACAUAAAGAAAACAAAUUAGUUUCAGAAGGAGAUCCUUUGAACAGUGCAAUUGCCUCUGAGCAGGUUGUAAAAGAAAUCCUACCUGAAAAAGAUGAUUCAGAAUUGAAAUUGAAUAGAGAUUCCCCGUCAAAAGCAGAAUUCACAGAAAACAUCACGAUAAAUUCCAAAAUCUUGAACAGAAUCUCUAAAGUGGGCUGGACUUAUACACCACCAAAAAACACAGAAAACCAGCCAAAUGACCAUCUCCUAACCAUUAACAGCAUAUCUGAUGACGAGUCCACAAACCAGGAUCUGAUUAAGGAUUCUCAAAGUGAAUCUACACUGAAGAAAUAUCCUAGCGUUAAGACUUUGAAAUCUAGAUUGUCUUUUUUGAGAAUCGGCAAGAAGAAAAGUAGUAAUAAGCUGGUUAAGACAAAUUUUAAAUACACUAAAAUAAAUUGCUGAAUCUUUAACGUAAAAAGUUGUUUGUGAAGUUAAUUUUCCAACAUUUUCAGAGUAAUAGCUUUUCAAGCAAG
Molecule: messenger RNA, 1875 nt
Organism: Coccinella septempunctata (seven-spotted ladybird)
Lineage: Eukaryota; Metazoa; Arthropoda; Insecta; Coleoptera; Coccinellidae
Exons: 1
Coding region: 245-1804 (519 amino acids)
Source: RefSeq, a predicted model, not a curated record